This is a messenger RNA of Zootermopsis nevadensis, 2446 nucleotides long. RefSeq names its product protein-lysine N-methyltransferase SMYD4. The record is from RefSeq and is a predicted model, not a curated record. Gene Ontology annotation, cellular component: nucleus; cytoplasm. Lineage: Eukaryota; Metazoa; Arthropoda; Insecta; Blattodea; Termopsidae. Gene Ontology annotation, molecular function: histone deacetylase binding.
CACAGUGAGCAAUGGAAGGUGUAUGAAAAACGUUGCUGGCUUUUAUGCAUGCAGAAGAUGUCCAUAUUCGACUCACUGCUGGACAAAGUCUGGCAGAUUGCCAGAAAUGAGGAAGAUUUUCUGACAGCAUUUGCAAGGCUGACGUGCGACAGGGAGCGGGUAGCAAUGAUUCUCGCUUUGCCUCAACUCCAAGACUUCUGUGUGACAGAUGGUUUCUCCGGGAAGUGUGAGACCCUUGCCGAGGAGCUCAGACUCCGGGGAGAUAAGCUUAAUCUAGAGACCGCAGCCUCAACCAUAGAUCCAGCACACGCCACCGCCAAGCAAGCGUUAGAGCUUUACACUUCAGCUAUCAGGGUAGCUCCUCAAGGGAGCAUGAGCCUUGCUCGAAGUUACAAGGGACGGGUUCAAGUACUUCUUCGCACGGGUGACACAGACCUCGCCCUUCGCGACGUGAAGAGAGCGCUCGGCUUCCAGUUACCUCCGGAAGACGCCAUCAAACUCCUGUCCCUUGCAGCAUCUUGUCACCAACACAAACGCGCAUGGGACCAGGCAGAGAAAGUUCUUCAGGAAGCUUUGGACAAACUACGAAAUUCGGAGUUAGAAAAUAAUGUCAAAGCUUCAAUGACUGGAGAAAUCAUUUCGCAGCUCAAGACGAUCAACCACGAAAAACAACAGGACAACUUAAAGCAGAAGAAAUUGAAGAAGACUGACUCGGAGCCCAGAUCCGGAAGCUGGGGGAUACCGGAAGUAACGUAUGGAAAGAACGCCGAUAUACCAGCAGCCUCCGCGGCCCUGAGACUCUGCUUCUCGCCGCAGAAGGGACGUUACAUGGAAGCCACGAGGAAUAUAAAAAUAGGUAGCGUAUUGAUCGUGGAAGAACCCUACGCGUGGGCCCUUUCUCGAGAAGCUAUGGCCCAGCGAUGUCUCCAUUGCUGCCGGCUCGUACCAGCACCAAUUCCGUGCACCCAGUGUUCCACGGUUUCUUAUUGCAGUGAAGAUUGUCGGGAUACAGGAUGGCAAGAUUACCAUCGUUUCGAGUGUCAUGUUCUUCACCAUCUGCUGAGUGCCAAGGAACUAAGCAAGAUGGCGUUACUCGUGUACCGUAUUGCAGUAACAGCGUUUGCCAGGGCUGAUCCUACAAGUGGGGACGGAAAUCUCUCGCAGAAAUCUUCGGCUCACGAACGAGAUUCGACCAGUACAGAAUCAGACCCGAGAUGCGAUUAUCCGAGCAGUGUCAAUUCUCCAGCGAGUUUCCCGUUUUUAUCCAGUGACUACGCCUCGGUACACGGCCAGGUGACGAAUUCCGGGUCUCGAACUCCAGCCGAUAAACUAAAACGCGCGACGAGUGCGUUCUUUCUCAUGAAGUGCCUUCGUCAUGUCGCACAAGAUAUGACCGAUGACGUAGAGAUGACCACGAGUUUACUCAGGCAUCUUCAAAGUUGCUCGUGUAACGCGUAUCAGAUCACAGAACACGUCGUACCAGACGGCGAUGUAAGAAAUGCAACACAGAAUGAAUUAGGAGGAGGAGCUUAUCCAACAGUCAGUCUCUGUAACCACAGUUGCAAUCCAAAUGUGGCGCGUCAUUCUAUUGGACGCCUCUGCAUUGUCAGGGCGAUAAGGAAUAUCAGAAAAGGAGACGAGAUUCUCGACAAUUACGGACCUCAUUUCUUGUCACAUGAUUUAGAGGAAAGGCAGAAAUAUUUAGAAACACAGUACUUCUUCCGAUGCAUCUGCGAAGCGUGUUCCGAGAAAUGGCCAACCGCGGACAGACUCCAUGAAAAAGUUACAGGAUACAAAUGUAUCCAUUGUUCAAUGAAUAUUGGACUCAAUUUAUUAAACCUGAAAACUUGUCCUCAUUGUAAGAAGAAGUGUGAUUAUGGCAAGAUAGCGAAACGACUUCGAGUUCUCGCCAGAGAAUACGACAGAGCUCUGGAGGACCUCCUGCACAGACGUCUGCACGAAUGUCUGAAGACCUGCGUAGAGUAUUGUGACGUAAUGGACUCGGUGGUGGUUCAUCCUAAUAAAGGUUUCGUGAAAUGUCAACAGGCAGUCUCACUCUGCUGGAGUUUGCUGGGUAACACCAACGCAACACGGACUAACCUAACCUUUAGUCUGUGACACGUGUCUCUCCAUCGUUGGUCGUCGUUAAGCCUCGUCCUCAGUUCCCAGAUAAAGCUAUUCAGUUUCGAAAACAAAGAACUUUCGGAACUAAAAUGAAUUUAUGUGUAUUUGUCCCUACAUAUUUUACGAUUGAAGUAAUUUCUAAUUAAUAAAAUUGUUUAUUCACUAAUGUUGUAAAUGUAAAACGCGAACGGGAAUUGAUUAUGUCAAAGAAUUUCCAUGUUUCAUACACGAAAUGCGAUGCUGUGCUGCCUUGGCCACUUUGCAAAUGUACAGUCGCGGUUUGUGAGACUAUAAAUAAUCUACCAAAUCACAUUUUAAAGAA